This is a messenger RNA of Polyodon spathula (Mississippi paddlefish), 2605 nucleotides long. Its product is annotated as potassium voltage-gated channel subfamily D member 1-like. The coding region runs from base 609 to 2519 and encodes 636 amino acids. The transcript is spliced from 6 exons. The record is from RefSeq and is a predicted model, not a curated record. Gene Ontology annotation, molecular function: A-type (transient outward) potassium channel activity; protein binding. Gene Ontology annotation, cellular component: membrane; voltage-gated potassium channel complex. Lineage: Eukaryota; Metazoa; Chordata; Actinopteri; Acipenseriformes; Polyodontidae. Gene Ontology annotation, biological process: potassium ion transmembrane transport; protein homooligomerization.
UAAACAUUUUUUAGUAGGGCUUUAUGUACUAAAUUUUUAUUUCAUUUCUUAAAGCCAUAAAACAAAAAACCUGAUUAACCAGAUUAGAUGAAUUGCUCCAGGACCAGUACAGAGACUGCUUUCAAUGAUCCGCUUUUUUUUUUUGAAUAAUAAUAAGGUUCUGGUACCAAGCUUUAGUUAAAAGUAUUCCCAAGGAUUUCCCUGGAUUUUUCUAGUUUUGAUUUUACUUGAGUCAUGGAAAGAAAGUUGUUGACAGUAAUCUCCUUUUGCUUGUUUUAAUUCCUACUUAAAAAAACAGAGGACGAAAACGUGGUAAACCAAAAAGACUUGUUUAGAUGUUUAGAUCCCGGAGGUCCCUUUUCCUUUUGCAUCUCAACGGUCCGUGGGAAACAAACCCUCUUCCCCUCCCCUCUCGUUCUCACCUCUUCAGUCCCACUUAUCUCUUCCCCCUGGAUCUCUAGCCUCUUCUCCCCAAACAACCAACAACAGUUGCCCAUCAACCAAGACUGUUUCCUAUGCUCUAAGAAAGCCCAGCUACAGAAGAAAUCCCUUAAAAUCAGGACCCUUUUCCUGUCCUCCAAGCCCAGCUAUAGAAGAAAUCACCUAAAAUGGCAGCUGGUGUGGCAACGUGGCUGCCUUUUGCUCGGGCAGCGGCCGUGGGCUGGCUCCCGCUGGCCAAGAAAUCCAUGCCCAAGCCCCCGGGCGACAAGAAGAGCCGCCACGAUGAGAUUCUCCUCAUCAAUGUGAGCGGGAAUCGUUUUCAGACCUGGAAAAACACUCUGGACCGUUACCCCGACACCCUCCUGGGCAGCUCGGAAAAAGAGUUCUUCUUCAAUGAGGAGACCCAGGAAUACUUCUUCGACCGGGACCCAGAGAUGUUCCGUCACAUCCUAAACUUCUACCGCACGGGAAAGCUCCACUACCCCCGGCACGAAUGCAUCCAGGCCUUCGACGAGGAGCUGGCCUUUUACGGGAUAAUCCCGGAGAUCAUCGGCGACUGCUGCAUGGAGGAGUACCGGGACCGCAAGAAGGAAAACCAGGAACGGUUGGAGGAGGACACAGAAGCGGAAAUGGCAACAGAAACCCCUCUCCCGCCAGACAGCACCCUCAGGGAGCGGCUCUGGAGGGCCUUCGAGAACCCCCACACCAGCACCAUGGCCCUGGUUUUUUACUAUGUGACAGGCUUCUUCAUCGCCGUCUCGGUCACCGCCAAUGUGGUGGAGACCGUCCCUUGCAGAGCCCCCAAGGGGAUGGUGAAGGACCUGCCCUGCGGGGAGAAGUUCUCUCUGGCUUUCUUCUGCUUGGACACGGCCUGUGUGAUGAUCUUCACCUUCGAGUACCUGAUGAGGUUCUUCGCUGCUCCGAGCCGCGGCAAAUUCAUGCGCUCGGUGAUGAGCGUCAUCGACGUGGUCGCCAUCAUGCCCUACUACAUCGGCCUGGUCAUGCCCGAGAACGAGGACGUCAGCGGCGCCUUCGUCACGCUCAGAGUCUUCAGGGUCUUCCGGAUCUUCAAGUUCUCCCGGCAUUCCCAGGGGCUCCGGAUCCUGGGGUACACCCUGAAGAGCUGUGCCUCCGAGCUCGGCUUCCUGCUCUUCUCGCUCACCAUGGCCAUCAUCAUAUUCGCCACUGUCAUGUUCUACGCAGAGAAGGGAACCAAGGAGACCAACUUCACCAGCAUCCCGGCAUCUUUCUGGUACACCAUCGUCACCAUGACCACGCUGGGAUACGGAGACAUGGUGCCCAGUUCCAUCGCUGGCAAGAUCUUUGGGUCAAUCUGCUCUCUGAGUGGUGUGCUGGUCAUUGCCCUGCCUGUCCCCGUCAUCGUGUCGAACUUCAGUCGCAUCUAUCAUCAGAACCAGCGAGCGGACAAGCGGCGGGCACAGCUGAAAAUACGACUAGCGAGAAUUCGCCUGGCAAAGAGUGGAACCACCAACGCUUUCCUGCAGUACAAAGAGCAUGGCGGGCUACAGGACCAUGGCAGCGGGAACCAGGCGCUGUGUAUAAGGAACCGGUCUGCUUUUGAACAUCAGCAUAACCAUCUACUGCACUGCCUGGAGAAAACUACAAACCAUGAGUUCACAGAUGAGCACACUUUCAGCGAGCUGUGCAUGGACGAGUCCAUGGGCUACCGGACCAGCCGCAGCACCUCCAUCUCCAGCCAGCAGGGCCAGUCCACCUCCUGCUGCUCACGCCGGGCCAAGAGGAGAGCCAUCAGGCUGGCCAACUCCACGGUGUCAGUGAGCCGGGCCAGCGUGCAGGAGCUGGACACGCUGCACUUGCAGAAGAACACCGUCAUCCCGCAGAGCCGCUCCAGUUUGAAUGCCAGGACUCAGGACUUGAAGCUGAACUGCACCGACUUCACUGCGGCAAUUAUCAGCAUACCCACCCCCCCGGCCAACACCCCCGACGAGAGCCUGCCCCCCUCGCCCGCCAUCCCCGGAAUCCUCCGCAACUCUCGGCAGAUGGGGGGCAUGAGCAGCCAGUACACACAGGAGGCUGUUAAAAUCUCCUCCUUGUAACCCAUGUCAGACAUUACUAGCAGAGGCAGCGCAGGACUGGGGACCGGUAUGAGCUACAUAAAAAAAAAAAAAAAAAAAACCUUAAA